This is a messenger RNA of Schistosoma rodhaini, 1834 nucleotides long. The record is from the annotation of a GenBank genome assembly. NCBI's taxonomy places the organism in Eukaryota, Metazoa, Platyhelminthes, Trematoda, Strigeidida, Schistosomatidae.
UUGGAUAGGAACCAAAUAUUUCAAAUUUUGAUAAGUUUGUUGAUGAAAUAUUAGAUAAGAUAUCAACAAUCCCUUUAAAUAUAUUAUAUGAAAACUGUUUCAAAUACUCAAAACCAGAAGGGAAUCAGUCAGUUACCACAAAUAAAGUUCAAUAUGGUGAGACGAUAAGUUGUAAGUUCAAUUUUUUAAGUUCAGGGGGUAAUUAUUUGAAAGAUAUUUCAAAUGGAAACCGUAAAAAUAACAAAAAACGUUCGUUCAUAAUGUCAAAAGGCUACGUAAUUGGAGACGCUGACAGUACAUACUGUCCACGCAUAAAUAUUAUUGAGGAACAGGAUUUACCAGGUACUUGGGUUGAGUGUAGCUUUUGUUCUAAAUGGCGAUAUCUACCAAAAGUUUAUGAUCCAUCUCAGCUCAAUGAUUCAUUGUAUUGUGCUUUGAAUCCUAAAUACUUCAAAACAUUAACUGCCAAUUCUACAAUCAAUAAAUAUUUGCAUAUUCCCUGUGGAGAAUCGGAAGAUUUAGGUGCUGUUAGACAGGAAGAUGAGUUUAUUUUUCAACAUUUUUCUGUUGGAUCAGUUGUUUGGGCUAAAACUCAAGGCUAUCCAGAUUGGCCAGCAAUGGUUUAUUACAACAGUCAGGGAAGAUACGCUGAAUUUGAUGCAAACAGUAAAGAAGUGACUUAUUAUUAUAUAGUAUUUUUGGGCCCAAGACGUUCGGCAAAGAGUAAAAUUCAGGCAAAAAGAAUAUAUAAAUUUUCCACAUUUCAUGAAUUGGAUUUAAGCAAAAUUCCCGAACGAUUCUGGAGAAGAUUACAAGCUGCUGGACAAGAAGCUGAAAAUGCUCUGCUAUUGAGUGUAAAAGAUAGGUUAACAAUGUAUGGAUAUGAUCAUGAAUAUGAAAAUAUUACAGUUAAGGCUUCUAGUCAGGGUAAAAAGGCUUCAAGACCUUAUCAAAAGAAAAUACAAACUAUUUCAGAUGACGUUAAGCAAAAAAGAGUUUACAAAAGAAAAAUACCACGAAUUCAUCCUUGUUCAAUAAGUGAAAGUUCAUACAGACUAAUUGAUUGUCAAUCGGAUGCUAAUUCUAAUCAUACAUCAAAUGUGAUCACAUCCAGUAAAGAGAACCCUUCUAAUACAAUUUUAGAAGAUCAUACAAAUCCCCACAAAGGAAUACCUGUAAGUAAUCAUAUAUUUGAUGAUGAACAUCAUCAAGAAUCAAAUCAUGUUCCAUUGAAUAAUAGUUCCAUAGAAUAUCAACAAUUAGAUAUUUCAUUAAAAAGUAAUUUAUCAGCAAAAUUAAAUGAUACAACAUUCGAUAUGCAAUAUAAUACUACUGAUAUGAAUGUUGAUAAUGAUGUAAUAUUUGAUGAUGAUAUCAUAAGCAAUACAUGCCAAAAAAUGAUCAAUAAUGAUCAAAUUAAUUCUAUUGAUUGUUAUUCACCUAGUUUUCUUAAACCAAUUGAAUGUGAUCAACUAAUGAAAGAGUUAAUAUGUCCCAUUGAUAUUUGUUCAAAUCCUAAUAUUGAAACAACUGAUUGCCAAAUAAGUAAUACCGAAUGUUCAGGACAGAAUAAUCUAUCCAUAGAUAAUUAUGAAAAUAAUGAACCUAAAAGUAAUUUGGUAAGAAAUCAGAAUUAUUUCAAACUUACUUAUAAUGAUCUAUCAAUCUAUUCCAAUAAUGUUACUGUCAAUGUGAAUGAUAUCUUGAUAUCUUCAGAUCAUACUAAUAAGAAUACAAUUCAACAAUUGUCAUUAAAUUAUAAUAAAAAGAUUUUAUAUGAAAACAUUCCAUUCUAUUAUCAAUAUUUUGGAAGUAAUGAACCUUAAUUCUAAAU